Hibiscus syriacus is the source of this 894-nucleotide messenger RNA. RefSeq lists its product as uncharacterized. The coding region runs from base 22 to 564 and encodes 180 amino acids. The transcript has 2 exons. Lineage: Eukaryota; Viridiplantae; Streptophyta; Magnoliopsida; Malvales; Malvaceae. The record is from RefSeq and is a predicted model, not a curated record.
CCAUGUUGUUUUAAAAAGCUCAUGUCUUACUUAGAAAUGUAUAAUGAUUCCGAGCACAAAAGUCGUCGUCGUCGUCAUCAUCACCACUGUGCCCCAAUGAGCCCAAGAAUCUCUUUCUCAAACGACUUUGUGGAGACUCAGCAGAUUAUGCAACAAGAGAGGAGCUCCAGGGAGGCUCCGGUGUCGUCGGACUUCGAAUUCUCGGUGUCGAACUACUCCAUGAUGAGUGCCGAUGAGCUUUUCUUUAAGGGAAAGCUUUUGCCAUUUAAGGAUAACGGUGGGAACCAAAUGCAAAGGACUUUGAGAGAAGAGCUUCUUGUGGGGGACGAUGAUGAUAAUGUGACACUAAGGCCUCCAAAGGGUUCCACUUCCACUAGGUGGAAGGGGUUUCUGAGUCUCAAGAGGAAUCACAUUGGUACUUCCAGAAAAGCUGACAAGAGGGAAGGGAUUUCUAGCAGUAAAAGAUCUGGUUUUUUUCAACAGGACACCCAUGUUACCAAGACUUCACAGGACCAUUUGGGCGAAGGAGAGUCAAGUUGCAGGGACGUGGAGUUUGGGGUAUAAUCACAGUUUUGGAAGGUACAACUUGUAGAAAUGUGGGGCAUUUUUCAGAAAGAAAAAUAGAAGAUUGAGGAUGGAUUAAUGGGGCUUGUUUUAAACUCUCUUUUUUCUUCUCCUUCAUUUGAGGUCUAUUAAUCAGAAGUGGGUUUCUGUAGUGCAUUUUAUCUCCAAGGAGAUGGGUAUCUGGCUGUUUGUUUGUACAAAAUGUUUGCAGUUGAAGAACUUGUUUCUAAUGUUGAGGAAUGGAUGUUAGAUUCUCUGGUCGUUGUUUAAAUUGUUUGUAUUUGAAUCUAGUGUUGUACUUUUCAUUGAUGCUUAUAAAAAAAAAAAAGG